Molecule: messenger RNA, 1296 nt
Organism: Asterias rubens (European starfish)
Lineage: Eukaryota; Metazoa; Echinodermata; Asteroidea; Forcipulatida; Asteriidae
Product: transmembrane protein 106B-like
Exons: 8
Coding region: 317-1201 (294 amino acids)
Source: RefSeq, a predicted model, not a curated record
UGUACACAAAGUGAUGUAACCGACAAUAUACAAUACGAUGCAUUGUGUGGUUUCGUGUCACACACUCACAAGACCACUUGUGUGACUUGACCUGUCUGGUUAGUGAGCCCAAUUCUACCUCCAUGGUGAGCCGAAGAGAUUUGCUGCUGCACAAAAGGAAGCCGAUAUUCCUUCCUUCGACGUUUCAAAUUCCAUCAUGGUAUAAUCCGCAUGGUCACGGUGUAAACUGUAGUGUAGCGAGAUUGUCUUGCCAAAAGUGCCGUCGAACAUCGAAUGGCUACAUUUCAAGCUAAAAGGCCAUAAGACGUAGAUUGGCAUGAGCGGUAACAUCGCACCAGACAUCAUGGGAGCCUCUGGAGGAAAAGACGCGCCUCUUCUAAGUUCAGCCUCCCCUUGUGAUCAUAAUUAUUCAUCUAUCGAUCACUUGAACUCAAAUGCGACCAAUGAACAGAGAGAAGAGAAUUCAAAUAGUAUUCCACCAUCGGUGAAUUUUAGAACUCCGUCAUUCUCGUAUGAAGAAUUGAGCACUGGUCUAACGUGCCCAACGUGCAAAGGAACUGGAAAAAUUCCAAGAGGCCAAGAAGAUGAUCUUGUUGCUCUUAUUCCUUACAGAGACGACCGUUUAAAACCUCGUAGAACGUGGUUGUACGUGUCGUUGUCCUUCAUCAUCUGUAUUGCCUUAGCGGGUGGCCUUAGUGCCCUUCUCAUUCCACGCUCUGUCGAUGUCGUCCAAGACAAUGUCACAACUUUAUAUGUUGAUCUGAAUGUUACAAGAAAUAGAUGUUUCAUGACAUUACAAUCUACUUAUAAUGUGACGAAUAAUAAUUUUGUUGCCGUGAGUGCAAAUGACUUCCAACUUGACGUGACAGUGAUGUUCUAUCAAAAGAUGGUUCUAAACCAGAAAUUUGUUCGGAAUCAGAAGAUAGGAAUCAGGAGCACACAGCAGGUUAUAGAAAACUUCAACAUUACGCUGAAUCGCAGUCUCUUUCCAAUUGAUUACUGUAAGCCUACACCACAGCAUGAUAACCAUAUCUUCAUGAAAUUUCAGACAACUUUCAACUUUACUCUUAUGGCACAGACGGAUCAACAAGUUGUGAUCGAGUAUUUCCGCAUCGACUGCAAUCCAGAAGAUGCCCAAGACGCAAAGAAAUUAGAUGCUUCAUACAACGACGCUCGGAUGUUAUUCACCAGCCUGGAAUGACCUUUUACAACAGGGGCUCCGGUUUCAUAGAGCUGCUUAAGCAGAAAAAGUAGCUAAGCAUAACAAAUUUAUGCUUACCAGAAUAAGGUUACCAG